UUUUUAGCGCGGGAAAGUGAGGUUUACUUUGGCGCCGCUGAGGAACGGCAGCUUCCCUAAUAUUCUUCAACAAUAUCCAAACCCUAGCCCCGAAUGCUUCUCCGAAAGGAAAAAAUUUGCAGCGAAUCUAUGGAAGGAUCGUCGUCCCUCAAGAUUGUCGGCCGGAAGAGAAAGAAGGCUUCUCCAUCGGCGCCGAAUUCGGAUUCAUUGACAGGAGUUCUUACGCGCAGACGGUCCCAGAUACAUUGCCGCCGGAAUCGGUCGGGGAUGCUUAGGUCUGGUCCAGUUCCCGGGGAACCGUUUCGUGGGAUUCAAUCUGUGAAGCAUUUUCUGAAUACGAUCCGCAUCGAUGCUUCACGUGGCUCGUCUGUUAAAGAUCUUAGGAUGCAUCGUGUUUUCACCCCAGACAUUACUUCGGUUAUUCCGAAAGAGGAGGAGGAGUACAAGGCGGAGAAGGAGCUGUUAACGAGGUCUUCAGAUACGGCUCAUGAUUCAAGUCCAGAUUCAGAUUUAGGCGCAGGUGAUGCGGAGGGGGGUGAGCUUGGCAGAUCGAGGGAAAAUCUAUUGGAAUCACGCGAUGAACCAGAGGGUUCGAAAAUUGGUGUGGACGCGAAGAUUUGCUCGGGAGAGAUUUCUUUUUCUGAAAAUAAAAUGGCUGUCAACAAACUUGUACGGAAGAAGGUUUUCAAGACGCCGAGCUCUUUCAGCUACAGAAGACUGCUUCCGCAUCUGAUGGACAUUCUAAACGAUGAUGACCCUAGUGUUUCAAAAGUUGAACUAGUAGAUGGGGGAAUUUCUCGCGAGUUGCAGAAGUUGGAUAGCGUAAUUUCUGAUACUCCACCGAAAAAUCUUGAUGUUGCAAGUCCUCUGGAGAAUGGAGAGGUUGAAAAGUUACAUGAGGAAAGGUUGUUUAUGGCAACUUGUGAAUUAGAUCAAGCUAAGGAGAUUAUGGGACCUGUGGAAGUGAAAAUAUUAUGUAAUGGGAAAGGUGUUAAUGGUGUCGAUACUACAGCAGAAGAAGAAUGCGAUCAGAUGACACCACCGGAGUUGGAUUUUAUUGCCAAGGGGUUCGGCAACUGUGGAGAUUCUACAGAAUCUGUGCAAGCUGAGAACCAAGAAUUUAAAGGGUUGUCAAAUGGUAGUGAAAGGAACAGCAAGCCUGAUAAUCCAAACCGAUUGGUUCUGAAUCCUUGUUCACAAUUGAGGCUGUUCAAGAAUCCGGGAUCUGUAAGCUACAGAAGACUCCUGCCAUUUCUUAUGGAUAUAUGCAAAGACAAUACCUCAGGCUCGGGGAUAACACAAAGUCCAGUGGCUUUGGUGGAUUCACAAGAAGAGUUGCAAACAGUAUCAUCACCUACCGCCAAACAAAGCGAGAAACACAAUAUAGAGAGUGGGAUGCAAAAUUCAUCGCCUUUCCCAACCCCUCUCCAACCUUUGUCCGAUUUGGUGCCGUGUACUAGUGCUAGAUUGAGUUCAUCAAUGCUGAACUAUACAUCCAAUGUUGAUCCAAAUUUGAUCUCUUCUCAAACACCAAACGAUCCGUGUGGAGUGAACGAUACAAAGAUGGAGGAAACCAUAAAGUCUCAGAUAACUCCCAGAAAGUUGGAAUCAGAUUUUGACAGGGAGAGUAGUAAUCCUCUACCUCCUCCAUCCUCAAUCGAGAAUGAUGAUACCUUAAGUAAGGAGUCUACUUUUGAAAAAUCCACGACCGUUGCAAAGCCAACGAGGCAGUCAUGUGCAGAGUUAGAGUUUCAAAACAACAAUGAAGACUUGGUUUGCAGAAUAGAUUCAAACCAAAAUCUGCCACUAUCCAAAAUACCCAACACCGGUCCUUCCAAGGGAAUAUUAAAGAGAAACCGACUAGGAUGCAGAGGGCUGUGCACUUGUUUGGCUUGUUCAUCUUUCCGUCUCAAUGCUGACAGAGCAUUUGAAUUUUCUCAGAACCAGAUGCAUGAUGCCGAAGAAGUUGCCUCAGUGCUAAUGAAGGAAUUAGCAAACCUUGGUAAUAUGUUGCAGAAAUCUGUUAUUAUUGAAAACGGCCUUAUUACCAGCGGCCUUAGUACCAGCCAACUCAAUCCAGCUGCAAUUAAAGAAGCAUGCGAUAGGGCAAUCGAAGCAGAAAAUCUAGUUAAAGAACGCCUCAGCCAAAUGAAGUACGAUCUCAAUGUUCACUGCAGGAUCCCGGACUUGAUGCCGCCAAGAGUUUAUUUUUCUAAUUGUAUUCAAGAGAGAACUCUAGUAUUAGAUCCUUGUGGUACAGAAAAAAAAGCUCGAGUAAAUUGAAAAUGUCGGCACUUAUGGUCCCUCGGAUACUAAGAGCUUGUUGUCCUGGGCGUGCAUUGUUCAAUUCUGCUCUGAUGUUGGUUUUUUUGCGCUGAGCUACCUUUUUACAACAUAGAUAGCUUUGUAUGUAUGAAUUUGUACCCUCCAUACUCGAGGUUGCAUUGUUGUGAUAAUGGAGUUUAAGUUGAUUGAUUA
Messenger RNA from Andrographis paniculata, 2478 nucleotides. RefSeq lists its product as uncharacterized. The coding region runs from base 94 to 2283 and encodes 729 amino acids. NCBI's taxonomy places the organism in Eukaryota, Viridiplantae, Streptophyta, Magnoliopsida, Lamiales, Acanthaceae. The transcript is spliced from 7 exons. The record is from RefSeq and is a predicted model, not a curated record.